UGAGGUCAUUUAGCGAAGUUAUCCAGUUUACUAACUUUAAAUUCCACGUGGCAAGUUACGUUAAGUGAUGUUAAUUUAAUAACUGUGUUGGUUGCUUUGUACCUUUGUCACCGAGUGUUAAAUCCCCGUAGACAUUUGAGAUGGCAUUAAUCAACCGUCCAGAUUUAUGAUUCUCUGUUGAAUUGGUUUCAAAAUCCGAUUCCAUUCCUUUUGAGAACCUAGACAAUUAUGUCAAAACAUUAACGUGAGACGCGUCCAAUGGCAAUGCAAUCUAAAUGUAAAUGUCGCUAUGAGGUGGAUUGCUUAGUUUUCGUACCUCUCAUGUAUACCGUUUUUCGUUGUUGAACAUCGCUUGGCAAUCCGCAAUGCCCUUGCACGUUGCAGUCACAAUCGCGUCCACCGUUGCCUGGAAUUCUCAUUGGAGUGGCGGCUCCACUGGGGAGAUGGUGAGGAGUAUGUAUGAUGUUAUCGUCAACCUCAUAACCAUGCCUCCGGAAGGGAAGACCGAUAUGGAUCGUGUGGGCCUAUUUAAAGAAAUGGGCUAUAUUACCAUCGGCGACAAGUACACCGUGAAUACUUACAGACCUUUCAAUGAAUCGGCUCAUAAAAAUAAGCAGAUGGUUGUCAGCAGCCCAAAGAAGAAGUCAGGACUGCAAGUGGGGUACUUUGACGCUCAGUUCAAAAGGAUCUUUGAGAAGGAGGCCAGCACAGACCCUGUGAAACUCCGCAGGCAAUACAGGAUGCAACAGGCCAAAAAGAACAUCGGGAAGGCUUUUUUACCUAGCAACGGCGAAAAGAAACCGUCAGGAAUUGGCAGCUACUAUGGGACACUGGGUGGACCUGUGCAGGCCCUGAGCGCACUGCAGGUUCAAAGAAAACCUUACCAGUCACCAGGAAAAAAUGUCCUAACAAGCCCCCCCAAAAAAGGAAGUGGAUAUGGAUAUCCAAAUGUCACCUUAUCCAAAAGGGACACAUACUCCACAGACCCGUAUGACAGAGCAAGAGAGAUGAUGAAGAAGGAGAUAAUCAGUGACAGGACCAUGAUGAAAGGAGGGCCCUUUCGUUUGAAUCUGCACCCAAGGGAUUGUUUCGACGGCAAUCCCUACAAGCUCGAUAAGGCCUUACCUCCUGUGAAGAAUACGGAGAGCAAAAAGGCCCAGGUGGUCCCAUUCAAGCCAAGCUCACCAAGCAAAAGGAUCGGGGGCAUGAAGGCGGGAACCUUUGACAUCUACCCUUCCCAUUCUGCAGACCCCUAUAUCGCCAGACGUUCCAAGUCUGUCACCACCAAUAAAGAUGGGAAGAUAUUCCACCCAUCUCCUGGACCCAAGACCAUGCCUGUGAGCAGCAUUAUCAACGUCAAUGUCAAGAAAGCGAUUAAUUCUGCAAAGUGCACAGCGGUACCAUCUGUGAUGGCGUACUAACAGCUGAAUCUGCCUGCCAUAUUUCAUCAUUGCAUUUCCCCCAGAGCAAGUCCUUUCUGCUCACUGUGGCCAAACACAAAAACUCACCACUAUGCACAGGAAACUGUCACCUGAAAUGCCAUGGGCUACCAAGGACAGUGAAACAUGAUGCAACUUUAGGUAGGUAGAAUAAGGAUGUCUUUGAUUGAAGAGCAAAGUGUCAUCUGUCUAAUGCCACUUUGAAACACUGAUGAAAACAAUGGCACUUCAACACAUGGAUAUUUUAAGUAAUGAGAAGUGAUUUUGAGAUGACACCUCUUUUGGAAAUUGUAGUUCUGAAAACAAGGUGAGUCAAUAUCAAAGUAUUCACACACGGAUUUCUGCCACACAUUGAUAAGGAUUUGGCUUAUGCACUUAAUGUGUCCUGUACUUUUGAAAAAUUGUCAAUAUAUAAUCAGUUCAGUAUGUUCCUUAUGAAAUCAUUCAUUUAUACAAACAUACAGCAUAUUGAAUUCACAUUCAUAUUGUAACCUGAAAACCUUGUUUACAAUGCUAGAGAAGUACAAAUGUCAUAAUUACUGAGCAAAAAUACUUUGAGCAUAUACAGGACUUAAUUAUUCUUCAUUUGGGAUUUAGUGACCUUUUGAUGGUCAGAUAGUGAAGAUUCUUGCGGUGGGACCUAACCCUAACCCUAACCCAUUGGAAAAAAUUACUUUCAUUUUUUGGAAGUAACUACUGCUCCUUUGUAUUGUAAUAGGUUACCUGUUUAUGAAAAAUAAAGAGAACUUCAUGCUAAAAUCACAGUGAAUUGAUGUUCCCAGUAGUAAUUGGACUCCCUUCCUGGAUUCCAUUUUCAUGAGUGAUGCAUUUUGCAUCACCUGGGAAGCCACACCCACUGUCAGUUUAGUUGAGCCAAAGAUAGCUUUUUCAGAUAGAGGAUGUGGCAGGUAAAAUAUCAAGACAACCAGUACUUAGAGAAGUAUGAUGUAGGAGUUGAAGAACCAGUAAAAAAAAAACUAGCAAAUUCGCCUGAAGUUCCCUUCCACCAUGUUUGUUGUACUGUUAUACAUCCAUGCAGUGCGUUUGUGGUUGCAAUUAUAUUAUGUAUUGAAAAUUUUUGACAAAUAAUAAAAUACAGAGAAAAAUGAAUUACUGAUUACUGGUGGCUACACAGAAUUACAGUGCAGGCGGGAAAUAAACUGUAGCACAAUA
Conger conger (European conger) is the source of this 2612-nucleotide messenger RNA. It is a transcript of the gene cfap96, whose product is annotated as cilia and flagella associated protein 96. Bases 366 to 1421 code for a protein of 351 amino acids. The transcript is spliced from 9 exons. The record is from RefSeq and is a predicted model, not a curated record. NCBI's taxonomy places the organism in Eukaryota, Metazoa, Chordata, Actinopteri, Anguilliformes, Congridae. Gene Ontology annotation, cellular component: centrosome.